GCGGCGUAGGGAUCAUAAAGCCGGCCGCCGGUAACCCUCACGCAGGCAUUCGUCUCACUCCGGAGCUUCAGUUGCCGCCCCGCUCUCCCACGACUCCUCCCUCGAGCCCCAAGGGAUCCUGCAUCUUCUCACCAUGUUGGUCUACCAGGAUUUGAUCUCAGGAGACGAGCUCCUCUCGGAUUCCUUCGAGUACAAGGAGCUCUUUAACGGUGUGCUUUGGGAAGUUGAGGGGAAGUGGGUUGUGAAGGGCGCCCUAGAUGUUGAUGCCCUGAUUGGAGCCAAUGCCUCUGCCGAAGGAGGUGGCGAGGAUGAGGGCGUCAGUGAUGAGGCUGUCAAGGUUGUCGACAUUAUCGACACCUUCAGACUACAGGAGCAACCUGCCUUCGAUAAGAAGACCUUCAUGGCUUAUAUAAAGAAGUACUUGAAGAAAUUGACUGACCUUGUGCCAGCGGAACGCCAGGCAUCCUUCAAGAAGGAUGUGGAAGCUGCAGUCAAGUUUCUGCUUUCUAAACUCUCCGAUUUGCAGUUUUUCGUUGGUGAGAGCAUGAAGGACGAUUCCACAAUAGUCUUUGCUUACUAUAAGGAUGGAGCGGCCAAUCCCACUUUCCUUUACUUCGGUGACGCCUUGAAGGAAGUGAAGUGCUAAGUGGCUUAGAAUACUGGUCCGAGUGGAUGUCACAUGACAAUCAUUGUACACCUAAUCUUAAAAGAUGUCCAACUGUUUGUCGCAAGUAGAUACGUUAUGUUACGUGGGGUGGUUAUCAGUUAUCAUAACAAUUUUGGGUUUUAAGUCAUGUCCGCUUCUCUAAGUAUGUAGGACUUUUGUGAUUUGAGUUCUGUCUCACCAUGGAGCAUAGUAAAUAUUUUCAAUCUUGAAAAUAUGUCAUGAUAUUUGUUAAAUUAAUAAUACGAAUUCUAUGUUGGAUAAUUAUUUUUUCACAA
Molecule: messenger RNA, 942 nt
Organism: Physcomitrium patens
Lineage: Eukaryota; Viridiplantae; Streptophyta; Bryopsida; Funariales; Funariaceae
Product: translationally-controlled tumor protein homolog
Cellular component (GO): cytoplasm
Molecular function (GO): calcium ion binding
Source: RefSeq, a predicted model, not a curated record